Messenger RNA from Notechis scutatus (mainland tiger snake), 2955 nucleotides. RefSeq names its product aldehyde dehydrogenase 1 family member A3 (gene ALDH1A3). The record is from RefSeq and is a predicted model, not a curated record. Gene Ontology annotation, biological process: aldehyde metabolic process. Gene Ontology annotation, molecular function: oxidoreductase activity, acting on the aldehyde or oxo group of donors, NAD or NADP as acceptor. Lineage: Eukaryota; Metazoa; Chordata; Lepidosauria; Squamata; Elapidae.
CCCGGAGCGAAGCGCUCUUAAAAAGGCAGAGCGCGGCGGGGUUUCUCUUGCUCGGCGGUGCGUCUUGCGGGGCGCGCGCAACCUGACCCACUCGGAGAGUGAGUGAGUGAGUGAGUGAGUGAGUGUGUGUUGUGUGCGGGAUGGCAGCGCUUAACGGAGCCCUGGAGAACGGGCAGACGGAGAAGGCGGCUUCUGUGCCCCUCCCUCAUCCGAUAAGGAACUUGGAGGUCCAGUUCACCAAGAUAUUUAUUAACAAUGAAUGGCAUGAGUCAAAAAGUGGAAAGAAAUUCCCCUCAUUUAACCCCACAACAGCUGAGAAGAUCUGUGAAAUUGAAGAAGGUGACAAGCCUGAUAUUGAUAAAGCGGUAGAAGCGGCAAAAACAGCUUUCCAAAGUGGAUCUGUCUGGAGACAAAUGGAUGCAGCCAGCCGGGGAAGACUUCUCAAUAAACUGGCAGACCUGAUUGAACGAGAUAGGGAGGUGUUGGCAACCCUGGAAACUUUGGACACUGGGAAACCGUUCCUCCAAGCUUUCUUUGUUGACCUUGAAGGUUGCAUAAAAACCCUGAGAUACUAUGCAGGAUGGGCAGAUAAAAUCCAAGGCAAGAAUAUUCCUGUGGAUGAAAACUAUGUCUGUUUCACCAGGCAUGAGCCAGUGGGAGUCUGCGGAGCCAUAACACCAUGGAAUUUUCCUUUGCUGAUGCUGAUCUGGAAGAUGGCCCCAGCGUUGUGUUGUGGCAACACCUUAGUUGUGAAACCUGCUGAGCAGACACCCCUCACCUCCCUCCACCUGGGCUCUUUAGUCAAGGAGGCAGGAUUCCCUCCAGGGGUACUGAACAUUGUGCCAGGAUAUGGACCUACGGCAGGAGCUGCUCUUUCCAUGCAUCCCAAGGUUGACAAAAUAGCUUUCACAGGCUCAACAGAGGUUGGAAAGCUGAUCAAAGAAGCUGCUUCAAAAAGCAAUCUCAAGAGGGUGACUCUGGAGCUGGGCGGGAAGAAUCCUUGCAUUGUCUGCGCAGAUGCUGACUUGGACUUAGCUGUGGACUGUGCCCACCAGGGCGUCUUCUUCAACCAAGGUCAAUGCUGCACAGCGGCUUCGCGUGUUUUUGUGGAAGAGCAGAUCUACCCAGAAUUUGUCAAACGCAGCGUGGAAUAUGCAAAGAAGCGACUUGUGGGAGACCCAUUUGAUUUCCAAACUGAGCAGGGCCCACAGAUCGAUCAGCAGCAGUUUGACAAGAUCUUGGACCUGAUUGAAAGUGGGAAGAAAGAAGGUGCCAAGUUGGAGUGUGGUGGUUUAGCUAUGGGCGAUUGUGGCCUGUUCAUCAAACCCACCAUUUUUUCAGAAGUCACAGACAAUAUGCGAAUUGCCAAAGAGGAGAUUUUUGGACCCGUGCAGCCCAUAACAAAGUUUAAGAGCCUAGAAGAAGUCAUACAGAGAGCCAAUAAUACAGAAUAUGGACUCACAGCUGCGGUGUUUACGAAGAACUUGGAUAGAGCCUUGACAUUAGCAUCAGCACUACAAUCUGGCACUGUCUGGAUCAACUGCUACAACUCCUUCUUUGCACAGGCUCCCUUCGGUGGUUUUAAAAUGUCAGGAAAUGGCAGAGAACUAGGAGAAUAUGCUCUCUCAGAAUACACAGAAGUGAAGACGGUCACCAUUAAAGUGUCUCAGAAGACCUGCUGAACUAUGGAUGCACGGAGGUGAAAAACUCCGACACUGUGAAUGUUGACACGUAAGACGGAUUGAAGGGCACCUGCUAGAAUUGGAAAGGGGGAAAUUGCCAAUUUUCCUUCCUUUAAAAAAGGAAAACAAACAAUCCUUAUUUUUUUUAAAAGCGGGUUUUCUUGAGCUGCUCCUUCUAACUCAAAAUUAAUCAACUGGUUUUCUGAAACAGAUUUGAUCUAAUCAGCUGCAAGAUUUUUCCUCCAGCCUGGUUAUCUUCCCAGAUGGGUUAGGACUUGAUUUCCCAUAAAUCCUAGUCUUUGGCUGUAGUGCUGGGAACUCUGGGAACUGAAGUCCCAAAACAUCUGGAAGAAUUAGAAAAAGACGAAGAAUGAAAGACCAACGUUGAAAGCAUUUUCAGAUAGCCAAACUCCAGUCAAUCCAAAGAGAUACCCAGGUUAGGGAAUGGAUUUGCAGAUGGAGUCCUGAGGCCAUUGGACAUUUUUGCAUUUCUUCACUUAGGACUGUUUUCCAAAUCUCUCAGAAAAUACUUUCAUCGUGUGUUGAAGGCUAGAUGAAGGAAAUUUCUACUUGCAAUUUUUCUCGCUUGUCUCUUAGUCUUAGUUCCACAUUACUUAGGGUUGCAUUUUUGCAAUUUAGCAAUUUGUCUCUAUUUUGGGGAUUUCUGACAAAUAUUUCACAAACGUGUUUUUUUGAAAUGUUUCACGAAUACAAAUAAGGAAGGAUCCCAGGUGCUGUUGUGAGCUUCUUGUCCAUUGACUUUUCCCAAGUACUUGCACAGACAUUUUUUUUUCUCCUUCUGGAUGGUGUACAAAAGCAUAAUAAGACAGCUACAGUAAUUGCCUCUCCCUUAUUGCUUUUAAUGGCCACUGUCUACAGUGCAAUCUGGAAUCGUUGGUUUAUUUUUCUAUAGAUGCUCUUUUUGAAAUAAAUAUAUUCCUUGUUGUGAUUUCAAGUUUUUUCAAUGUCUUGUAAUUAUUGACGGUAACUGUAUUUUAUUAUGGUUUUUGUACACACUGAAUUUUUUUCUUUUUUCUUUUACUUUGGAAAUUAAAAUCUUAGGCACUAUUGUAAAGUACAACCUUGUAGAGUCUUUAUAUUAUUUCAUUGCAUGUUAGUGCUGUCUAGAAGUAUCAUCACUAAAUGUUUAAAUAUAAAUAAAUAAAUAUAUAUAUUUAUAAAUUAGAAUGCAAUUAAUCUAAUGUAUUUUUAUUGCUGAUUGUACAUGGAAAUAAUUUGCUUAUUUUAAAAGUUAUCUCUUGUAAUAGUAGCA